Molecule: messenger RNA, 2620 nt
Organism: Chinchilla lanigera (long-tailed chinchilla)
Lineage: Eukaryota; Metazoa; Chordata; Mammalia; Rodentia; Chinchillidae
Gene: Nr4a2
Product: nuclear receptor subfamily 4, group A, member 2
Exons: 8
Coding region: 639-2435 (598 amino acids)
Biological process (GO): regulation of transcription by RNA polymerase II; cellular response to corticotropin-releasing hormone stimulus; dopaminergic neuron differentiation
Cellular component (GO): transcription regulator complex; nucleus
Molecular function (GO): nuclear receptor activity; nuclear glucocorticoid receptor binding; zinc ion binding
Source: RefSeq, a predicted model, not a curated record
GUCUCCUCUUCCCACGGGCCGAAGUGAGCGCCAGAACCGUGAGCGCGAGUGGGCAGGAGGAUGGGGAGUGGGUUGCGUAUAGCUGCGACGGGCAUUUGUUCUAACUCCAGCUUUGGCAUUAGGGGGGAGUUGGCUGCCGGCAGAGGCUUCCGGGCUCCUCAUUGGUGGACGUGGAAGGGAGACUCCACAGUGUUUGGGGCUGCCGCCUUCCCCGCGGAAAUGUGCGCAAAGUUUGCUCUUGGUGUCGGAAUUGAUUGCGGCUUUUGGACGUGGAGACUCAAGUCCUGUGUAUGGGAGGGAAGCUGCUCUCAAACUGACAGGGGAAGAAAGUUCUUCAGUUUGUGUUGCUUGGGAACUGUGUCACUGCGGUUGGCCAGCUUGCCGAUGUUUCCCGGGUACUGUUGAGUAAGGGUAGUGUUGAUAGAGUGUCCUGUUACUAAGUUGCCUGAAAUUUCUGGUUUUGAACAUAUGUCUUUCUGGAGAGAAGGAGUGAAAACGCACUUAGGAAGGGAGGAGACUGGACAGGCUGGACUCUGCAUUGCUCUUUUAAAAAUCUUGGAAACUUUGUCCUUCACUGAAUUUCGACACUGUCCACUUUAAAUUUCCUCGAAAAAAACACCAGUAACUCGGCUGAAGCCAUGCCUUGUGUUCAGGCGCAGUAUGGGUCCUCGCCUCAAGGAGCCAGCCCCGCUUCUCAGAGCUACAGUUACCACUCUUCGGGAGAAUACAGCUCCGAUUUCUUAACUCCAGAGUUUGUCAAGUUUAGCAUGGACCUCACCAACACUGAAAUCACUGCCACCACUUCUCUCCCCAGCUUCAGUACCUUUAUGGACAACUACAGCACAGGCUACGACGUCAAGCCACCUUGCUUGUACCAAAUGCCCCUGUCCGGACAGCAGUCCUCCAUUAAGGUAGAAGACAUUCAGAUGCACAACUACCAGCAGCACAGCCACCUGCCCCCCCAGUCCGAGGAGAUGAUGCCGCACUCCGGGUCGGUUUACUACAAGCCCUCUUCGCCCCCGACACCCACCACCCCGGGCUUCCAGGUGCAGCACAGCCCCAUGUGGGACGACCCGGGGUCUCUCCACAACUUCCACCAGAACUACGUGGCCACUACGCACAUGAUUGAGCAGAGGAAAACGCCAGUCUCGCGCCUCUCGCUCUUCUCCUUUAAGCAGUCACCCCCAGGCACUCCGGUGUCCAGCUGCCAGAUGCGCUUCGACGGGCCCCUGCACGUCCCCAUGAACCCGGAACCCACGGGCAGCCACCACGUAGUGGACGGGCAGACCUUCGCUGUACCCAACCCCAUUCGCAAACCCGCGUCCAUGGGCUUCCCAGGCCUGCAGAUCGGCCACGCAUCGCAGCUACUUGACACGCAGGUGCCCUCGCCACCAUCGCGGGGUUCCCCCUCCAACGAGGGGCUGUGUGCGGUGUGCGGCGACAACGCGGCCUGCCAGCACUACGGUGUGCGCACUUGUGAGGGAUGCAAAGGCUUCUUUAAGCGCACUGUGCAAAAAAAUGCGAAAUAUGUAUGUUUAGCAAAUAAAAACUGCCCAGUGGACAAGCGACGUCGGAAUCGUUGUCAGUAUUGCCGGUUUCAAAAGUGUCUGGCUGUUGGGAUGGUCAAAGAAGUGGUAAGAACCGACAGUUUAAAAGGCCGGCGAGGUCGUUUACCCUCCAAACCGAAGAGCCCGCAGGAACCCUCUCCCCCUUCGCCCCCAGUGAGUCUGAUCAGUGCCCUCGUCAGGGCCCACGUUGACUCCAACCCGGCUAUGACCAGCCUGGACUAUUCCAGGUUCCAGGCGAACCCUGACUAUCAGAUGAGUGGAGAUGACACCCAGCAUAUACAGCAAUUCUAUGAUCUCCUGACUGGCUCCAUGGAGAUCAUCAGGGGCUGGGCAGAGAAGAUCCCAGGCUUUACUGACCUGCCCAAAGCUGACCAGGACCUGCUCUUUGAAUCAGCUUUCUUGGAACUGUUUGUCCUUCGAUUAGCAUACAGGUCCAACCCAGUGGAGGGUAAACUCAUCUUUUGCAAUGGGGUGGUCUUGCACAGGUUGCAAUGCGUGCGUGGCUUUGGGGAAUGGAUUGAUUCCAUUGUUGAAUUCUCCUCCAACUUGCAGAAUAUGAACAUCGACAUUUCUGCCUUCUCCUGCAUUGCGGCCCUGGCUAUGGUCACAGAGAGACACGGGCUCAAGGAACCCAAGAGAGUGGAAGAGCUGCAAAACAAAAUUGUUAAUUGUCUCAAAGACCAUGUGACUUUCAAUAAUGGGGGGUUAAACCGCCCCAACUAUCUGUCCAAACUGUUGGGGAAGCUCCCAGAACUCCGUACCCUUUGCACACAGGGGCUACAGCGCAUUUUCUACCUGAAAUUGGAAGACUUGGUACCACCGCCAGCAAUAAUUGACAAGCUUUUUCUGGACACUUUACCUUUCUAAUAUCUUCUCCCAUGCACUUCAAAGAACUGGAAAGAAAACUAAAACUGUCCAGAGGGGCUAGUCAUACGGCAGAGAUAGCUCCCUGAGCUGUCUCAGCACAAGCUGUCCCCGCUUCUGUAAAACUCCCAGCCCCUUGAUCCCUAAAGAAAACAAAUAAACAAAUAAAAACUGUUGCUAUUUCCUAA